UUCUUCUUCUUCUUCUUCUUCUUUUUUUGCAAUAUCAAAUGAGAGAAUGGUGUUGAAAUCAAUACGCUCCGCCAUGUGUUCCCUAAUUACUCAGUUUCCCAUAAUCCAAUGCAAGUAACGUCAGAAUCUCGCGACCGGAGGUAGCUAACUGGAACGCUAGUUAGCUCAAUGCAGACUUGAUGAGAAUUAGAAUUUUCUACAGUCGUUCCGUUGCAGCUUCUCCAGUAGUGGAAAGGACGCCUGUCUAGUCUCCACUUUGUACUUGUUAAGCCGGCUAAUCAUUUACGGAGGAAGUUUUUAUUUGCAUUCGCAGGAGAGUUUCCGUUUUCUCACGUGCAUCAUCAGAAAAAUGGAGAUUUCUCCUGAGAUAAAAUCAAACAGCUUUCUGCUGGACGCUUCUCUGCUGUAUAAGGAUAGCUGCCCGGAGUUAUCUCGCUUCUACAUGCAGGGGUCUUUGAAGGCUAACGGACCUCUGAAACAAAAGUUCUCCAGUAUGCUGCACAACACUGUGGUGUGUCCGUACUGUUGCCAGUGGCUCCACCCUGACAAUCACCAUGUGCGGCUGAGGCCCAAGCAGCGUCCAUCAGCACGGGUGCAAAGUGUCCUGCUCAGGAAGGCCAGAGGCAAACGGCUCAGCCUGGUGCAGAAAAAUCUGCUGUGCCGCUUCCAGAAGUCCUCGUCGGUACUGAUGGCCACCUGCCAUGCCUGCAAUAAGACAUCCAGGUACAAGGGGGUGAACAGGGAUUUUAUAGCUACCUUCGCUAAGACCCACAGCACACCAGGGAGUGCUGGCAAGCACAAAACCCCACAGUCAACCAGCAGAUCCAGCAUGAAUGCCCACAAGACUCCUGGCAAGGACAGGGCGCCUGCUCAUACACCUAGAUUCUCCUCCUCCUCCUCCACCUCCACCUCCACUACUACCACUUCAGGAUCAGGCUCGGGCUCAGCUUCCUCCAAGCCUCCUAAAAUUAGAAACUGGUUUGUCCGACGCCUAAGCAAGAUUCUCCAGCGAGAGGACAACCAGGGCACCAAGAAGGGGGGCUUGAAAGAUUUUCUCUCCUCACUUUGAGCAUCUUAAGAUUAUAUGUGCUUUAUCUUUGUGAAUACUCUUAAAAAACAAAGAAAUGGGAGGAGGCCCAUGUCGUAAUCUGUGUAAUCCAGAGCAUCAGAACUUGAGAAACUAGUUGAGUUUCCAAGCCAGUGAAAAGGCACACAGUUUGUCCAACAGCGCGACAGUUGCUGGGCGGAUUGGAGCGGCGCUCCUAGAAUCCUGAAUUGUAACCGGGGGCACCGAGGUCGCUAUUUCAGCUGUCAGUCAGUUUCUGCAUCUUCUGCACAGUCAGAAAGACGGGCGGACUUCUUUUCAUCUAAUUUAACACAUCCCCCGUUUGUAAACUCCCGAACUGUGGAUGUUGAAGGAUUAUAAAGUAUUUAUUUAUCAAAUUGCCGAAGCAUCACAGGAAAUCCGGCUUUUCUCUGUGGUGGCAUUUGUGGUAUGACGAGCUGGUUUACAUAUAUAUUUUCUCCAUUUUCUAAUGUUACAAAAAUAGAUUUAUAUAGAAAAUAUAUACCUUUAACUACAAUUCAUGCUAUUUGAUGUUCAAACUUUUGUAUUUGAUUUAUUUACUUAUUUUAGCUUUCAGUUCUCUCCAGUGGGAACAUUUUUCUGUUUUUUUUAUUAUUUUUUUUUAUUACAAAGUUGAAAUAUAGAAGUGAUAAAUGUAAAUAUCUCAUUGUUACAUAUUUGUAAAUGCAUACAAAUCAAUCACCAAUGAAAAUAUUUGAUUAUCAUUCAGAAUGGGACUCACCAGUCACUGUUUACAAUGAAAAGGCACAUCUGCCAAACAUCUGUAGACUUACAAUUAGUGUCAUCUAAACUUUACAUUUUCUUUUGAUACCUUCUUUGGCUACAUGCUUUUGCACCAUUGCUCUAUUAAAUAUGACUUGUGUGUUUUUUGUAAUGUCUGAUUACUUACGGUUGUAGAUUAGCUGUUCAGUGAACACACAUUUGUUUAAAUCCUGAAAUACCUCACAUUUAUAUUUCACUGUGAAAUACCUGAAAUAAAACUGUGACUUUCAGUCUGUGAAAGUAGGCUCUUUACUUUGUUGCUCUGUUUACUGCUGCUUUUAUGCACUGUCUGCUGAUAAAUACGCAUAUUAUAUGACUAUAUAUUUGGUAUUCAGUAUGCAAUAUCAGUUCUUGCCUACAAUCUAGAAACUGAGCAAUGUUUAAGACACUAAGAUAUGGCUGCAAGAAAAGUGUGAUCAAUAACUUUAGAAAAAUUAGCUUAAAAAAAAGAAAUAAAUACACUCACCAGCCACUUUAUUAGGUACACCUUGCUAGUGCCAGGUUGGAUACUCUUUGGAUAUUUUCUCCUUUUCAGGUUAUUGUCAGUAAAUUCUUCAAACUCUUCUGUGGGAAAAUACGAGUGGAUCGGAAGCUUCUGACAUAUGCCAUCAUGUCCUCUUGAACAUGUCUAUAUGCCUAAAUGCAGUUUUAAAAUAAUGUAUUUAUAGAGAUCUUUAAUGCCCUCAUGGGGAAAAAGGCUUUGCAGACACUAGUCCAACAUAAUAUAUAUAUUUAAAACUUAGAUCCAAAUGAACUCCGAUGUCACCAUGACUCAAAUUAUUCAAAAUUUAUUUAAUAACGCAAUAAGCAGAUUGGAGCCAUCUGAAUCUAUUACUAAUUUUUUAGGAAAGCCAAACCUUUACCUUCAAAUGGAAGCAUUUGAAACGCAACAUGCAUGAAAAGAUGCUAAAGGCGCACGCUGAUGGUUUGUUCCGUUGAUGUUAAAGGUCACUUAAACGAGGCACAGAUGAUCUAAAACAUACAGUGACAUUUUGUUUCCAGUAUCCUGUUAUUAAGAUUAAAACUGCCAAACUAGAAAAUCAUAGAAAAUGGGUUGGGAAACGGAUUCAAUAAGGGAAGAAUAAACAUUUUUAUCA
This is a messenger RNA of Haplochromis burtoni (Burton's mouthbrooder), 2946 nucleotides long. RefSeq names its product chromosome unknown C18orf21 homolog (gene rmp24). The coding region runs from base 350 to 1069 and encodes 239 amino acids. The transcript is spliced from 5 exons. Lineage: Eukaryota; Metazoa; Chordata; Actinopteri; Cichliformes; Cichlidae. The record is from RefSeq and is a predicted model, not a curated record.